Messenger RNA from Syngnathus typhle (broad-nosed pipefish), 8478 nucleotides. It is a transcript of the gene arfgef3, whose product is annotated as ARFGEF family member 3. The transcript has 42 exons. Lineage: Eukaryota; Metazoa; Chordata; Actinopteri; Syngnathiformes; Syngnathidae. Gene Ontology annotation, molecular function: guanyl-nucleotide exchange factor activity. The record is from RefSeq and is a predicted model, not a curated record. Gene Ontology annotation, biological process: regulation of ARF protein signal transduction. The coding region runs from base 351 to 6611 and encodes 2086 amino acids.
CUUCCGUUAUAAUGACGCGUAAUCCGGUGUGUCGGAAUUUGGCGGCGGAUGGCAGCAAAUCUAGAUUUUCUUUCUGGCCAGUCAGUCAAUGUUGUUCCUCAGGACGUGUAAGGUUGAGCAACAAAAUGAGGUGGGAAAAAAAAUCAAAAACGCCGACGAGGUGGGAGUGCCUGUGAGGAAAGCGCUUCCUGGUUGCAAGCCUAUGACGUCAGCGUGUAAGUGGCUCAUCCUCAAUUGGUACUCGAGGGGAUGCCGCCGACCCCGCUGCCUACUGCGCGCAUUCGCAACCACCAAACGGUAAUCCCACCCCAACCCAUCCUCGUGCGACACGACCGCUCACCAACGCCACCAUGGAGGACAUCCUGCGGAGACUUCACAAAGACUCAGCCGGACACAAGCACAAAAGCCUGCGCGACGCCUGCGUGCUCGCCUGCGAAAGUCUGGAGUCCCAAAACGCAUCAGCCAAGCUGUCGCCGGCGGAGUUGCGGGUGCGCUGUCUUCUUCCUCUCCAGAUUGCACUGGAGUCCAAAAACGACAAGCUGGGUCAGACGGCGCUCAGCGGCAUGCAGAAGCUCCUGUGCGAGGACCGCUUUGUGGACGGGAACGACGUGAAGGCGGAGCCCGUGAAGAAUCAGCUGGUGAGUCAGAUGUUGGCGGCGGUGCGAGUGACGCCAGAGCUGCACGAGGACCUGCAGGUGGAGGUCAUGAAGGUUCUUCUCUGCGUCACCUACUCGCCAAACUUUGGCAUCAGCGCAGACUCCAUCCUACGUGUCGCUCAGGUGUGCAUGGAGACGUACGCACGCAGCUGUCAUCAGCGGAGCAUCAACACCGCGGUCCGAGCCACCCUCAGUCAGAUUCUGGGAGAUUUUACACUGCAGCUGCGACACCGACAGGAGGGUGCAGCUGGCGAGGAGCUGACUACCCCGCCUCUGCAGACAAGGGACGUGUCUCCAACUAGCCGGGUGCUUUGCGACGACGUGGUGAUGGUCUUGAUGCUCUUCUGUGACAAGCUGGAGUCGGUCGACUGUGACGAGCAGCUGCUGCAGCUGCUUUACCUGGAAAGCAUCUUGUCCAUGCUCAGCUCCUGCCCUCCCACAAUGCACUUGUCUGGACGCUUCAUUGAACUCGUCUGGAAGCAGCUGUGUCCGUCACUGGUGGCUAUCAUGGGAAAUCCGGUCACUGACAAAACUAUCGCCUCCCACCGUGGCCAAAUGGGGGCGCCAGAGUGUCCCCAUCCGGGCGCUGGCCAGGAGACGGAGUCUGCUGUGGGAGCCGUGUCUGACCAGGGUCGAGGCUCGGGUCGCUCAGCCGGCGCCCCCGCCAGGAUGGCGCCGGUGGUGCGGACCGUGUGCUAUGUGGCGGCCGAGCUGGUCCGCCUGGUGAGCUGCGUGGAGUCCAUGAAGCCCGUGCUGCAGUCGCUUUACCACCGGAUCCUGCUCUACCCGCCGCCGCAGCACCGCACCGAGGCCUUGCGUGUCACCAAGGAGAUUGUGGGAAGUCCUCAGCGGCUGUUCGACCUGGCCGGGCUGGGCCUCACCGACCCCGAAGGCGGGAAGCGAUCCUUCUCCAAAAGGAAGUCACACCUGGACUUGCUGCGACUCAUGAUGGACGGCAUGAAGGAGGCGUGCCUGAAGGGUGGCGCGGAGGUGUGUUACUGGAGCGUCUUGUGCGUGUGCGCUCUGCUGCGAGCACUAGAGGAGCUGUCACAGGGGCAGGGCCUCACACCAGAGCAGGUUCGUCUUGCACUUCGUCGCCUUGAUGAGCAGAAGGAUGGCACGGAGUUGUCUCGCGCGUCCACGGAGGGGAAUGAGGCCGACGUUCUGUGGCAGAGGUGGAUUCUGUCCUCCGAGGGGCCACCAUGGGACGCCGCGCUGGAGCGCAGCCCCGACGUUAGCAUUAGCCUCACCACAGACGCAGGCCAAACCGUGUUGGACUCUGAGGAGGAGACAAGGCCGUGGCAGGAGGCCUGCGUGGUUCCGCCCGAUGUGGUCCUACAAAGCCACGCCCCCGUGUACCCCGACAUCACCAACUUCCUGUCGGUGAACUCCAGAACUGCGUCGCGCUACAGCGAGAGCAACUUCAGCAUGGAGGAGCAGGACUCGUCGAGGACGGAGUUGGACUCGUGCGACCAGUUCUCCACGGCGGCUGAGAAGGACUCGGGCCGUUCGGACGCGUCGGACGUGGGCUCCGACAACGCAUCGCUGGCCGACGAGGACGAGUCCGGUCCGUCGGAAGUGCCAGCUCGGCUCUCGCUCAAGCCGCCGUGCCACCGGGAAGCGGACCGGCAUGGUGCCCGCCUCUUUGUGCGCUCGCUGGCUGCGCUGCUGCCCAGACUUCUCAACGCCGAUGCCGCCCCCAGAGUCGACGGGCUCUUGCAGGACUUUGCAUGCACCUUCUGCUCCGGACUGCGGGCCGAUGGGAUCCCCUCGCCGGGCGUGGAGGUGGGGUUGACUCUGAGCUGUCAAUCGCUGAUGAACGCCGACGGCAUCUACCUGCUAUCCUUCUACGCGCUGCUGCUCAACCUCAAGCUGCGCAACUGCAACUUCUACCAGCGAAGGGCGCUGCCCACUGUGCUGGGCCCGAAGGAGUUUGUGCGUGCUAUCCAGAGCAGCGGCGUGCUGGUGCUCUUGACCCAGGCGUGGCUGGAGGAGGUCCACCGUCAACUUCUGGAACGAGACCUGCUAGCUCAGGUCAGCUCCUGGCCGGUGCCUGAUGAGAGAACGCCACCUCUCCUAACCAUGCUGAUUGACAUCGACGGUUUGGGCAGCAGUGCGGUUGGCGGUCAGCUGAUCGCGAGGUUCAGCCAAUCAGCACCUUCGUGUAACAGAGCAGGCAGCGACGCCAUGACGGCGGGCGCCGCAUUGUCGCGCUUCCUGCUGACAGGCGUGUGGAGCCAGCUUAUGGAGAUCUUGUCGGCACCGCUGACGGGCCGGGUGGCCGGCAGCUCUAAGACACCGCCGGUCUUCGCCAGGGAGCAGAGCCAGCCACAGCGCGACACCGUCUGUCUCAGUCUGGAUGGACUUCGGCAGGCCGCCGCGCUCAGCUGCGCCCUCGGUGUGGCCACCAACUGCGCGGCGGCCUCGGCCCAAAUAGCCGCCGCCUCCUGCGCGCUGGAGGAGUGCGAUGAGAGGGAGGGGCCUGAGGCGAGGGAUGCUCUCACGCAAGUGAAGCAGCGUCUGGAGCAGAUGGCGCGGCCGGCGGCCGGCGGCCUGCAUGCGGCGCACGUGCUGUGCAUGGAUGCCAUCUUGAACGUGGGCUUGGAAAUGGGUAGUCACAACAGCGACUGCUGGACACAUGUCUUCAGGGUGACAGAGUACAUCAGUUCUCUGGAGCAUGCUCUCUUCAGCGUCACCUCUCAGGCGGCACCCCCGGCCGCCCUCCCCAAGCGGUGUCAGCAGGGUGUGCCCGCCAAUCGGGCACAAGCCAACGCCUUCUCGCCCUGCCCAACUCUGCCCCUCAAUUUUCCACCGACUGUCCGGGAGCUUCUGGUCCAGGGCGAAGGAGGGGAGCGCGGACCGGACGUCAAAGAGGGAAGCCCGCUUACCGGGGCUAGCACCGCCAAGUUUGUGUGCGCGCUGUCCACGCAGGCCGACAGGUUGUUUGAAGACGCGUCGGGUAAACUGAACCUGCUGUCUCUGCUGGGCUUCCUGCAGCAACUGAGGAAAGCGUCCCGGUGUCAGCUCUUCCACUCCAUCUCUGACACUGGGGACUAUUCGCUCGCCAUGCCAGGAGUGCACAAGUCGGCGCACAAGUCCAGCUCCCUGCACCUUUUCCGUCUGGGGGAGGCCAUGCUGAGAAUCGUCAGAGACCACGACAGGCCGCUGCUGCACAAGAUGAGGGCCUGGAGCGUGGUGGCGCCGCACCUGGUAGAGGCGGCAUGCCACAAAGAACGUCACGUGUCCCAGAAGGCGGUUUCUUUCAUCCAUGACGUCCUGACCAAGGUUCUGAGGGGCUGGAGCGAGCCGUCUCACUUCCGCUUCAACGAGGCACUCUUCCGACCGUUUGAGCACAUCAUGCAACUGGAACUGUGCGACGAUGACGUCCAGGACCAGGUGGUAACAUCCAUUGGCGAGCUGGUGGAGAUGUGUUCUCCUCGCAUCCUGUCCGGCUGGCGUCCGCUGUUCAGUGCCCUCAGGACUGCCCGCAGCGCCAAGAUGGAGGCCAAAGACGAGCUGCCAGGAGAAUAUGGUGUUGGAGAGCGCCAGGCGCCUGUCUUCGACGUCUUUGAGGCCUUCAUUGGCACGGACAGCGUCCAGGUGUUUGCCAAUGCCGCCGCCGACUGCAUCUUGUGCCUCAUGAAGUUCGUCAAAGGUUUAGGUGAUGUCGACAACGAGGAGAUGGGUGAGCGUACGCUGCCGCCGUCGUCCCGCAGCUCCCUGGACCUGUGCCUGCCAGCGCUAGCCUACCUGCGUCGAUGUUCUCAGCUGCUGGCCAGCAUCUACAAGAUGCCAUCAAACCCCGUCUUCCUCGGGGCGCGGCCGGCCAGCUUGCCCGCCGGGACGGGUGGCCGGAUCGCACUGGAAGGCAUGCUGCGGGACUUUGAUGACGACACGGGUCUAAUCCAGGUGUGGAUUCUGCUUCUGGAGCAGUUGACGGCCGCCGUGUCCAACUGUCCUCGCAGGCACCAGCCACCUACCCUGGAGACACUCUUCCUGCUACUGCGAGAGAUUGCCGUCGUGCCAGGUCCGGGCUUCGCCAUCUGGGCUGUGGUGCAGCUGCUGCUGCCCGCCAUGUUGCUGUGGCUGCAGCGUAGCCGUGGUGAGCCCGCCUUCUGGGACACGGAUGCCGCCAACUUCAAACACGCCAUCGGCCUCUGCUGCGAGCUGGUGGUGGAGCACGUCGGCACCUUCAUCGACGCAGACCUAGGUUGUGAGUUUUGGAUCAACCUGAUGCUGAAGGAGCUCUUCGGGCUGUUGGUGUCAUGCGUGUCGCAACCGGCUGAGACCGUCUCUCGAGUGGGCUGCUCCUGCAUCAGGUACGUGCUGGUGACAGUGGGUCCGCUCUUCACUGAGGAAAUGUGGAGGUUGGCCUGUUGUGCCCUGCGGGACGCCUUCUCUGCUACCUUACGGCCUGUCAAGGAGCUAGCGUCAUCUUUCCGCAGCGGCUCAGAUAGUCUCUGCGGCGACGCCUGUGAAGUGAAGGUGGCCGCUGCCUCACCAUCCCCGUCGGCGGAGGCCGAGCGCCAGAGGAUCAGAGCCACGGCGCAGCAGGUGUUCAUGUCCGACAGCCAGUGCCUGCCAAAGACCCCCAACAACAAGGACGGUUUUGAGCAUGUCCAGUCUUGCGUUUUCAUCAUUGAGCCACCGUUUGACCAUCACGCUGACGGACACGCCCAUAACAGCAUUCCAUUCCGUAGCGUGGUGGUGAGCCUGUUGUCACAUCAAGUUCUUCUGCAGAAUCUUUCGGACGUCUUGCUGGAGGAGUUUGUCGAGCAGCCCGCUGGCCAGGAGAAGGUGACGCCUGUCACGCCUGAACCCACCCCGCGUGCGGCGGGCUUCCUGCGCUACGUGUCCACGGCCAACCUUUCCAUCAUCCUCGACCUGCUGCUUGACUCCUACAGGACGGCGCGCGACUUUGACAGGCGUCCGGGUCUCAAGUAUCUGUUGAUGAAAGUGUCAGGCGUGGGCGGCGCGGCCAAUCUCCACCGCCAGGCGGCCAUGAGCUUCAAGCUUUACAUGCAGGCGCUAUUGGCGGCCAUCUCCACUCAGGCUGACGGCAUGACGGCUCAGCAGGUCAAGAUGAUUCUUGACGAGGACGGAAGCUCGGACUCCUCGCGUCCCGGCUCGGCAUCCACGGAGGACGAGGACAUCUUUGAAGAGACGGCGCAGGUGAGCCCCCCAUGGGGGCGCGACCAACGGCAUCAGCGGCAACCCACCAUGUCAUCCCUGAGUGCGGCAGCGGGCAGUGUGUCGGAGUGGGCGUGGCUGGUGAAGCGUCUUCACAAGCUGAGCGCCGACGUCUGCGCCAGUUACAUCCAGAUGCAUCAAGACCUGGAGGAGGAGGAAGUCUUCGCCAUCGCGCCAACGUUGCCCUCUCCCUCGCGAGGCGGGGACGGCCACGCCUUCUUCCUGCCACUCUUGCCAUUCGAGUCACCCGUGCCCCCGGAGGAAGGUGGAGUCACGAGUGGUACCGGCGUGCCUCCAUCGUCGAGAGAUACGCCCGCGCACAGUCCCGCAUUCAGCUGCGCAGGAAGCGUCCCCGCCAGAAGCCUGGCCAAGCUGGUGAGCCAAUACAAAUGCAGGAAGGAGCAGCAGCAGCGCGACAGGCGGUGGGGGCGGGUCCAUGGGCAGGAGCAGCAGCUGCCAGCGGCCCCUCCCCUCAGACAUUCGCACAGCGCCAGAGUUCUUGGGUCCAGAUCGGGUUCAGCUGUCAGCGCUCACGGACACGUUGCUGCCAGUGAUGCGCAAGCGCAGAUACAGGCGUGGAGCAGCAUGGUGGCGACAGCACUGCACCAGGUCCUGCAGCUUUCUGACGUGGCCUUUGUGGCGCUUCAGCCGGCGCUUUACCCGAGCGUGUGCCGGCUGGCGUGUCACGUCAGUGACGGCGCCGUGGGGCAAGCCCUGUGCCACUGGCUGGAACGUGUGGGAAGACUCUAUGGCAUCAUCGCCUGACGUCCAUUUGACGCCACGUCCUCUCGGCGUGGCGGCGCAAUCCUUUGCUUGUCGUGGCUAAUUCCCUGCUAGCUUCCUGCCACUGCGGUGCCCGUCCCGCCUGCAAGGAGCAAGGGUGAGCCGACGGUAAAGCUGUCAAGAUGAUCAUGCAGACCACAGUUUUGUCUUGCGUGGUGUUUUUGUUGCCUCCUGGUCAAUAUUGUUUGUUAGCCAGCACGUCCCGUAUUGAUGUCUUCUUUAUGGAUUUGCGUCAAUUCUUAGUUGUGCCUUCUGCACUGUCCUCAAAUACAAGUUGCGGUUUGGUCCAUUGAAUAAGUCUUUUUUCCCUAAGCCUGUCCUACUGUCCUACUUUGUGAGCAGUCAUUGAACGUCAUCAGUUUCCCCAUCAACUUGAGUACAGCGGAACUUUAUUAUUAUUUAACAUCUGUGUCAUAGUACAGUAUGUAACAAUGGCGUGUAUCAUAAUGAAAUACAAACAAUACACAGUAUACAGCACUAAAUAAAGUACAAUAUAAUACAGGUAAAAUAAAAAGCUAGGGCUUUUGUCAAUUAUACAAACAAGAUUAAUAGUGUUGGCGCUAUCCACGCCUCACGGCAAAAGCCCUAGUCAAUCACCUGUUAUCCAAUUUACUCAUCGCAUGCUCAUUUUAUUUCUCGGUUUUAGGAAAAGGCUAAGACACCGAAACAAAAUUUAGACUUACACAGGUUGGUUGAGUUCAAUCACAAUUCUUGUUAAGAAAGCUCUGUUUUCAGGAAAGUACAAUACAUGGCUGGGCCUUUUGUGCGACCAUGCUCAAGAGCAGAAAGUCUCCAUUCAGGAAAGGCAACGUUCAAGGUUAUUUGGUCGGCUUAUAUUCAGUUGCACAUGCCAGUGUGGGCCGAGUUUGAUGGGUGAUGAGUCAGGGGGUGUGGCAAGUUCGCAGGAGAGUUUGAUUCCAUGGGAGUGGGUGCUGGUUUGGUGAGAGCUGGUUCCGUGGGGUUGGGUGCUGAUAUGGGCGAUUCGAUGUGUGUGGGGGCUGUUGUUUUUAUUCCGUCUUUCAGCCUUGACGAUCAUCUUUGGCCGGGUUCUGUCUCCCUCUGGCACCUCUACUGGUUUUUAUCUCCAAGUGUCCUUCCUGUAAACCAUUCUUGCAUAUACGCACAUCCACUUCGCCCACUGUCGCACGCCGCCCAUUCAUCAUUCUUUCAAUUUUGUCAUUUUGUGCGGAAUUAUGUGAGCUUUUGGCUGUGACAUCAAUUUAUUAAUGUUCCCUGACUAUACAAAGUUUGUACGCACCACUUACCAUGUUUUGUUUGUUUGACCAUUUGAUACUCCAUGUACUUGCUUACGUCAUCACGUCAUCAUAUUCUUAGUUUAAUCAUGCUUCCAACCAUAUAUUUUCUUUGUUUGGCAAAAUACCGUUUUUUUUCCCAUGUAUAAUACGCACCCAAAAAUGGCAUGUCGAUGCUGGAAAAAAAGCCUGUACCCAUGUAUAAUACGCACCCAAAUUUUGACUUUUUUUUUUUUUUUUAAGUCCCAAUGAUCGUCACACACGCAUCUGGGUGUGGUGAAAUUUGUCCUCUGCAUUUGACCCAUCCCCGUGUGAUUUUGAUCCAUCCCUUGGGGGAGAGGGGAGCAGUGAGCAGCAGCGGCGCCGCGCUCGGGAAUCAUUUGGUGAUCUAACCCCCCAAUUCCAACCCUUAAUGCUGAGUGCCAAGCAGGGAGGCAAUGGGUCCCAUUUUUAUAGUCUUUGGUAUGACCCGGCCGGGUUACAUAAGUCCGUAAACGUAAAAUUAUUUCAGAAAAAUGAUGUUCCAGUUAUUUAUCACAAUUAGUUUACCAAGUCUGUGCUUUGAGUUCCUCCAAUAAACCCUUGUCCAAGCUGCA